AUGGCACACAGCUUUUUGGAUGAAGAGCCACCUCCAGGAUAUAUUGCCGGUCUUGGAAGAGGUGCAACUGGAUUUGUUACACAGGCGGAUCUUGGAUCAACGGCACAUGUAGCUGUUGCUGAACAGGGGCAAUCGAAUAAUGAUGGUAGAUUUGAUGAUGCCGAUGAGGAAAGCAUAAAAUAUGAAAAGAAAGAGGAAGAAGAUGAUAAGGAGGCAGAUGAAUUUUUCGAGCAGAUAGAGAGUAAAUUACAUAAAAAGCGGACAUCAAGGAAAAAGAAGGUUGCUGAAAGUGGUCAGGCGAAAAGUGGGCGUGUUCAAGUUGAAGUUUUGGAUUCAGCUGAGGCUAUUAAAGCAAUAAGUAAGGACUUCGUUAAUGAAAAGAAAGCAUUAUCCUCCAUAUCCGAGGAUCAGUGGCUCAACUUGCCAGAAUCAGGUGAUUUUACGAGAAAAACGAAAAGAAGACGGAUGGAAUUGCAGGCGCAGCAACGGUUUUAUAGGAAUUCAGAUACUAUAACUGCUGAAUUAAGAGACAGGAGUACUAAUAAUAGGACAAAUGAGCCUGGAGACAUUGACAUAACCCAAAUAUCGUUGGCAAGAGACAAAGUUUUAAAGAGUCAGCUUUCCAAGCUUGCUAACAAGGAUAGACAAGAGAAUCUUGAAGAUCAUAGUUCUGUUGAUAAGGAAGAAUAUAUUCGGCAACUGUUCGGAAAGAAUACCGAUACCAAUUUGAAAGUCAAUGGUACGGAUGUCGGAGGUCAAUUCCAAACUAAUACUGGUGAUUAUGCACGGACAAGGUCUCUAUUUAAGAAAUUACGAAAGUUGGAGCCACACAAGGCUGAAAAUUGGAUAGCCAGCGCAAGAUUGGAAGCUUCAGUUGGUAAGAUGAAGAAAGCAAGAGAGAUUGUGGAGCACGGAUGCGAUAAGUGUCCACAGAACGAGGAAAUAUGGCUUGUGAGUCUUGAAAUACAUUCUAGUAAUAUUCCUUUAUGUCGGGCCUUGGUAGCAGAUGCACUUCAGAACAUUCCAGGCUCUGUUAAGCUUUGGUUAAAGGCUGCUUCGUAUGAAGAAAGUACCCUUUUUCAAAAGCGAGUGCUAAUGCGAGCACUUGAACAAGUUCCACACUCAGAAAAUCUUUGGCUUGAGAUUGUGAGGCUGGAAGCUGAUCCACAUAUGAAGGAGAUGAUCUUAAAAAAGGCUACACAGCUAGUUCCAACCUCGAUACAGCUCUGGAUUUGUUUGAUAAAUGUUGGUUCACCAAAGCAAAUAUCGAGUGUUAUCACAGAGGCUGAGGGAAAGGUGAAUACCGAUGAUAUUUAUAAACUUUGGCUUGCGGCAGCAAAGUUCGAAGAAGAAACUACCGGAAAUGGGGUGAAAGUUGGGCGAGAUGUCGAAAACUGUUUUGGAGGUAAAUACUCUUCAUGUCUCGACAGGGAUCAGUGGAUUGAAAUGGCAUGCAAAGUUGAGAACGAAAAGUAUGGAAUGACUGCACGAGCUAUUAUAUGGAAUUGUAUUGGAAUUGGAACGCAAAAGCUGGGUACAGAGGAAAGUAUUCAGUUAUGGCAGAAUGAUAUAGCAAAGGCACGAACCAUGAAGAAUUUUGAAGUGGUAAGAGCCAUAUACACCUAUAUGACAUCUAAGUUCAAGACAAAUGAAAUCUUGUGGCUGGAAUACGCAAAGUUCGAACUGGAACAGCAUCAUACUGCUGAAUUAUACAUUGUCUACGAGAUGGCGAUUGAAAAUUGUCCUCAAGCAUCGGCCUUGUAUCAGGAGUAUGCUAAAUCCCUUUGGAAGAUUGAUGGAAAUGUUGAUAAAGCUGAGGAUAUACUAUUGAGAGGUAUUAAGAAGAAUGAGCAGUGUGAGGAUUUAUGGCUUUUGUAUGCGAAACUUGAAUGGCUUGAAAAAAGCCCAAGGAAAGCCGGUGAAAUAUACGAGGAAUGUAGGAAAAAACUGAAUAUUCCUUCAGCAAAGUUGUGGUAUAAACAGUCCACUCUUGAAAGAUGCCUUGGCAAUUCAGAUAAAGCAAUAGCUAUCUCUCAAGAUGGACUCAAAAGGUAUCCGAAAGAAGCCAACUUUUAUUUGCAGUUGAGCCAGAUAUAUGAGGACCAAAAUGACGUUAAUAAGGCACGAGAUACUCUUAAUGAAGGUGUGAAGAUGUGUCCAUCCUCAGUAAAAUUGUGGAUACAGUUAGCAGAUAUCUAUGAGCAUAAACUGGGAAGAAAGAUUAAAGCUAGAUCUGCAUUGGAAGAAGGUAUGGCACUUAAUCCAAAGAGUGAUCUAUUGUAUUUUUCAAGAAUGAAACUUGAGGGUCCAGGUUCGAAAACAGCGGAAAUUAUUCUCAGUAAAGGACUUAGAGAAAUUCCAGACUCUGGAUAUUUGUGGUCAGAGAAGAUUCAAACCGCCAAACUUCAACACAGAAAGAAUUUUUACUCCUCGGCGCUUAACAGCACUAAAGAUAACCCGGUGGUAAUCUUAACCAUUGCCCGGGAUCUUUGGAAAAGAGGAAAGCUUUCAAAGGCUAAGCAAUUUUUCGAUGCUUGUAUUGACAAAGAUCCUGAUUAUGGUGAUGGAUAUAUAUAUUAUACGUGCUUUUUGCGAGAUCAUGGUACUGUUGAUGAAGUUUCAAUCUUGGAGAAAAAGCUUGUGGACAAUAAUCCUAGCAGAGGUCUGUUGUGGUGCAAAGUGGUUAAGGAUAUUAAGAAUUGGGAUAAAAAGCCUGUUGAAAUGCUAAGGAAUGUCGCUGAUAAGGUAAGCCGUGAAAAGUAUGUUUUAUAA
Molecule: messenger RNA, 2772 nt
Organism: Brettanomyces bruxellensis
Lineage: Eukaryota; Fungi; Ascomycota; Pichiomycetes; Pichiales; Pichiaceae
Exons: 1
Coding region: 1-2772 (923 amino acids)
Biological process (GO): mRNA splicing, via spliceosome; spliceosomal tri-snRNP complex assembly
Cellular component (GO): catalytic step 2 spliceosome; U4/U6 x U5 tri-snRNP complex
Molecular function (GO): protein binding
Source: RefSeq, a predicted model, not a curated record